Bradysia coprophila is the source of this 5618-nucleotide messenger RNA. It is a transcript of the gene Abl, whose product is annotated as tyrosine-protein kinase Abl. Gene Ontology annotation, biological process: protein phosphorylation. NCBI's taxonomy places the organism in Eukaryota, Metazoa, Arthropoda, Insecta, Diptera, Sciaridae. Gene Ontology annotation, molecular function: non-membrane spanning protein tyrosine kinase activity; ATP binding; protein binding. The record is from RefSeq and is a predicted model, not a curated record.
ACUGUCAGCCAAAAGGUUUUGUCAAAAAGUAAAAAUUUGCUAUUUCAACGAAAUACCCAUUUAUACAAAAUUAAAUAUUAUUAUCGUCUGAAUAUUACCAAAAGGAUUACGCGUGUGGCCGAUUCGUGUGUGCAUCAAUUUAGUGUGUAGCAUUUAAAUUAGGUUUUUCUUAUCAAAUUGUUCAAAUUGAAAGUGUUUUAUAGUGUCGAAUUGUGGGUGAGAAAAUUGAUUUCCAUCAAAUAAAAGAAGAAGAAGCCCCGAAGAAGUAAAAAAAAAAUUUCUUGUUACAAAUAAUUGUGUGCCGAUCCAAAUUGUGUUUGAUUGCAAAUUGACGAUGAAUUUAAUGCAAAAGUAGAAGGAAUGUGUUGUGCUUUCCCACAAUUGUUGGGCAAUAGCAAUGGGAGCGCAGCAAGUGAAAGAAAAUACGUCGGCGAGUACUUUAGGGGCUGGUACGUCUAUUAGAGCCAGCCGAAUCAAAUCCAGAGUACCAAAGGAUGGCCGACUGAUUGGAUCAAACAUUUUUACAGAACAUAGCGAAGCGCUUCUUCAAUCUCGUCCACUUCCACACAUACCGCCACCGGGUAGCCAGCUCAACUUGGACAGUGAACAUCUACAACAAGGCCAAGAUGGUUCCGCAUUUUCACAGAGUAGUUCAAAAGUGCCGUGUAGCUUCGAAACAGCUAAUCGAUGGACGUCCAAAGAAAAUCUCUUAGCUCCCGGUCCCGAAGAAGACGAUCCGCAAUUGUUCGUAGCACUGUACGAUUUUACGGCCGGCGGUGAAAAUCAAUUGAGUUUGCGAAAGGGCGAACAGGUGCGAAUAUUGUCGUAUAACAAGUCGGGCGAAUGGUGUGAGGCUCAUGCGGAUUCGGAAUUGGUAGGAUGGGUACCAUCAAACUAUGUAACGCCAGUGAAUUCACUCGAAAAACAUUCAUGGUACCAUGGUCCGAUAUCACGAAAUGCAGCUGAGUAUUUACUGAGUUCUGGUAUCAAUGGAAGUUUCUUAGUGCGUGAAAGCGAAAGUUCGCCUGGUCAACGAAGUAUUAGUUUAAGAUAUGAAGGACGAGUUUAUCAUUAUAGGAUAUCAGAAGAUUCUGAUGGAAAAGUAUACGUAACUGUCGAAGCCAAAUUUAACACAUUAGCUGAGCUAGUACAUCACCAUAGUGUUUUACAUGAGGGUCACGGUUUAAUUACCCCAUUGUUAUAUCCAGCACCAAAGCAAAAUAAACCAACAGUAUUCCCGUUGAGUCCCGAACCGGACGAAUGGGAAAUAUGUCGAACUGAUAUUGUGAUGAAGCAUAAAUUGGGCGGUGGACAGUACGGCGAAGUCUAUGAAGCUAUUUGGAAACGGUAUGGCAAUACCGUUGCGGUUAAAACGUUGAAAGAAGACACAAUGGCUUUAAAGGAUUUCCUGGAGGAGGCAGCCAUUAUGAAGGAAAUGAAACAUCCGAAUCUGGUCCAGUUGAUAGGCGUUUGCACGCGUGAACCUCCGUUCUACAUUAUUACCGAAUUCAUGAGUCAUGGAAACUUGCUGGACUUUCUACGGGGUGACGGUAGAGAAACGCUUGACGCAGUAGCUCUGCUGUACAUGGCCACACAAAUAGCAUCCGGAAUGAGUUAUUUGGAAAGUCGAAAUUACAUUCAUCGAGACUUGGCUGCUCGAAAUUGCCUGGUCGGUGACAAUAAUUUAGUCAAAGUUGCCGAUUUCGGCUUGGCGCGGCUAAUGCGAGACGAUACCUAUACGGCACAUGCAGGUGCCAAAUUUCCUAUCAAAUGGACAGCGCCAGAGGGUUUAGCUUACAACAAAUUCAGUACGAAAUCGGAUGUAUGGGCCUUUGGGGUGCUGUUGUGGGAAAUUGCGACUGCAGGCAUGUCACCGUAUCCUGGUAUUGAUUUAACGGAUGUUUUCCACAAAUUGGAAUCGGGUUAUCGAAUGGAGAGACCGUCCGGCUGUCCACCAGAAGUGUAUGAUCUAAUGAGACAAUGUUGGCAGUGGAAUGCUCAAGAGAGGCCGACCUUCAAAAACAUUCAUCAUGCUCUGGAGCAUAUGUUUCAGGAAUCAUCAAUAACCGAGGCUGUGGAAAAGCAACUUGCAUUGCAGAAUAGUUCAACACCACAAAUGGGUAAAAAACCGCAAAUGGGAACGCACGUUCACCAAGAACAACCCAUGACACCAAUGUCAGAUUGCUCAACUACAUCGAAACUAAGUACAUUUUCUACCAGCGGAAAGGCGAAUGUGCAAAUGAGACGAACGACAAACAAGCGUGGAAAGCAAGCACCGGCUCCACCGAAACGAACCAGUCUCCUGUCGACGAGUCGAGAUUCUACAUAUCGCGAUGACGACGGAAAGGACGACAUCAACACAAAUGGUACAAUUGCAAAAUCUUCUUCUUGCAGUAGUUUUUUAAUCGAUAUGUUAUUCAGAGGUCUAUCUCGUGAAAUAGCUGGUCUAGCAAAUCGCGGCGGUGGUGGUAACAACAGCGGAAAAGAAGGACCCGAAUCGGAAACCGAUCAAACGGAAAUUACACCAGACACUGACACCGACAGCCAGGAACCGCUCCACAAACAUCAAAGUUCGUUCAAACGGCCGGCUCCAGUAAUGGGUCAUCGUGGCCUUGAAACGCGCAACAGCAAACGAUCCCAUCACCAACAGUCCCAUCACAAAAAGGAUCAUUCACCCGUUGCUAAUUCGGGUUUGUCACCGGUCAACCAGCCUUUAGUCGGUGCACUUGAAGUGCAAAAUGUUAAACGUGCAAUCAAUCGUUACGGUACUUUGCCGAAAGGUGCACGUAUCGGCGCCUAUCUGGAGUCUCUACGACAAACUGGAGAUGCUAAUCAACAGGUGCCGAAUCAGCCCAUCGUUCCCGAACCGCCACCAAUGAUUGUAGCACCGAGUGCCUUGUCACCGCGUGUGGUUAUGAAAACGCAACCGCAAAUGAUCCGAAGUAAUUCAUCGGGCGGCGUUACGAUGGCAAACAACGCAACCGCUAGUUUGAAUAAACUUCAACGACAUCGUACUACGACUGAUGGUUCGAUGAUAACAUUUUCGUCAUUCCGAGGCACCAGUGGUAGUCCUAAACGUGCAAUAAAUCCGUCGUUGGCUGAUUUAGAAUUUCCUCCACCGCCAUUAGAUCUACCACCACCGCCAGAAGAAUUUGAAGCAGCCGAUGAUGAAAUGUCAUCUCGUCUUCCGAACCAAAUGAGCCAGUCGAUGGCACCAUCCAACGAUGUAAGCAACACAGAGCCGAGCGUAGAAGAGGCAAGUUCUCGAUUUGGGGUUAGUUUAAGAAAGCGCGAACCAUCCACAGAUUCGUGUAGUUCCUUAGGUAGUCCAGGUCCCGCUGAACUGCCUGAUACCACGUCGGUCAAGGAAAAAUUGGAAAUGAAAUUGGUGGCCGAAAUUAAGGAACGAGCCGACAAAAAACCGUCUAUUGACGUGGUGAAUCACGUGUCCAAUAACAAGACUGUUGAUCCAGUUUCGCAAUUGGUUAGUGAAUUAGCCGAAACGAUGAAUCUACCAAAACCCGUAACGGAUAAGAAAGUCGGCGGCAAUUUGCCAACGAAAACGAACGAACAGCUGCAGCCAACGAAUUCGUUCAAGGCUCAAUUGAAGAAAGUCGAACCGAAGAAAAUCCUUUCCACUCCGCCGAAAGAGGAAACCAAUUCCAUAAUCGAUUUCAAGUCUCGACUGCGCAAAGUCGAAAAUAAUAACGAAAACGAUGCGAUCGACGAUAACAAAAAGUCGUCGGAUUCGGACAGUUUGGAGCAUUGCAAAUCGAAUAGUGAUGGCGGUGGCGACGACGACAGUCGAAAGUCAAUAAAGAAAAUUGAGAUUAUUAGUAAGAAGAACGGUGAUAGUAAGUUAAUUGAACAUGACAACAACGUAACAACAGCUGUGUCGAAUCGCAAAAAAUCGAUUUCGGAUAAGAAUAAGGUGAUCGAACUGAAAAAGACUGAAAUUAAAAUAGACAUUCAAGAAGAGCCGAAACGUGACAGUGUGGAAAGCGUAAUCAUAUCAUCGAAAUCAGACGACGAUGAUAAGCGAAAGAGUACCGGUAGCAUAAGCAGUUUGAAAAAACUGUGGGAAGCCAAAGAGGGAACCAACGAACAGAUGCAGCUGAGCCCCAAGCUGGGCGUCAAAAAUUCCAUUUCCAAUAACAACAAGAACGGUGACGACGAAAACGAAGACCAUCAGCUGCUGAACAAAAAGCCGGCCGUUCCCAUCAAACCGAAAUUGGUCAGCAUUUAUGCGACGCCGAUUCAAGUGAAACUGUCACAGAACGAAACCAAUACAACGACCGCACCGGUAACCAUGACAACAACACAGAUCAAUCGUGAGGGAAUCUUGGAACUAGUUUCGCUGCUCGAGGGCAGUUUAAAAAUUCCGGUCAAUUCCAUAUCGGCAUCGCAGUGGCUCCAGUUGAGUGAUAAAUUGAAUAUUUUGCAAAAUUCGUGUGUUGUCUUUGCCGACAGAGAAACAAUGCCGCCACACUCGAAAUUCCAUUUUCGCGAAGUGGUCACACGUGUGGAAACGCAGUCGCGCAAUCUCCGAUCGGCUGGCACUAAAAACGUUCAAGACAAUGAAAAACUGGUGUCCGAAGUGGGACAAUCACUCAAACAAAUAUCAAAUGCAUUGCAUCGGUAGAUUUUAGAACGACAGAACACCCAAUUCCCGUUAGAAGUUUUGAACUGAAAACUUUUUAAAUUUUUUACUUUUCGUCGUGCUCGUUUAAUUCGUGCUGUGCGGACUACAUUUAACAUUUUAUUUAAAGAAAAAAAAAACUUUUAAAACUUUCCAUCAAGCAAACUCAAUGGUCGCCUAGACGAGACAACAGAACCAAAAACAAAUUCGAAAAAAAAAAUCAUUUUUAUUCAUGACCGUGCAUUGUGUGUGUGUUUAAGGUAACGUUUUUAACGAAUUUUAAUUUUAAAAAUUAUUUUUUUCUUGCAUUGAUCUCCUCUCAAAAGAAAAAGAAAAAUUAGACUGAUUGCACCAUGAAUGUCAUUCCUAAGUUGUUCGAGACGGAUGAGUUUGUUUGGAUUUUAAUAUAUUUAUACAGCGACUUACGACGUUCGAUAGAUUCAUUUUUGUGAUGAAUCGGUGUGCUCCGACAACCCUGAGUACCCUGAGUAAGAUUAUGUCGAAGACACGCUCUACACUUAUUUAAGCCAGUUGUCAUCAAUGACUUGACGAUUCGAUUUCUAAGGAUCAAAAAGAUGGUCGGAGUGUCAUUGUUUCGCGUAAUUGAUUUCCUUCUUCCAAGAUGCACGCACGUUUUCAGUUCAAUUUUCUUUUUAUUUGAUAAUUUGAUUUUAAUCCAAGUUUUUUUUUUUGUAGAAAGAAAUCGUUGACACAAUACUCAACGGUUUUUAAACGAUUUUAAUAUUUAAAUUAAAACACUUAGUUUGUAAGGGUAUAAAAACACAUACAUAGGCUUCAAGUACUAUUCUCUAUUUUGUUAUAAAUAUAAAUACAAAAUCUGUCUAAAAUUGAUAAAAGUAAUUUUAAUAAAAAACAUAAUAAACAUACAAAAUGCUAGUCGUAAAUGAUAAAUAUUUCUUUUAGUUGUAUAAGCGUACAGUUGUAGCCCCGGAUAUAAUAAAUAAAGAUAGGAAUUUAA